AUGUCGCCUCAAAAUCCACUACCAUCAGUCACCACCAAGACAGUACCUGGUCCUGCUCCCAAUGGCAUGGGCAACGGUCUGUUCGCGACCGAAGACAUAAAGGUUGGCGGGGAUGUCGUGCAUGCCCAAACACCCUUUGUCGCGGUUCUGGAUUCAUCACGUUUGGACGAUACCUGCUCCGGCUGCUUUGGUAAACGCCAAAUGAAGGAAGGAAAUGCGGAUUUGAAGGCCUGUACUGGGUGUAGAGUGGUUAGAUAUUGUGAUCGGACUUGCCAGUCUAAAGACUGGAAAUUUGCGCAUUCUAUGGAAUGUAAAGUCUUCCAGAAGGUCCAGCCCCAGAUCUUGCCCAACAAUGCUCGUGCUUUAUUGCGCAUAGUCCUGCGGACUGGCAAGGGGAAAUACUCUCCUCAAGAAAUGGGCGUUUUCUCCAACCUGGAAACUCACAUUGCCGAGAUUCAGCAGAAUCAGGAGCACAUGGAUCGUGUUACCCUCACAUCCAAAGCUGUCAAAAAUUAUUCAGAAACUGAGAUGCCUGAGGACGAUUUAUCGGCCUAUGCUACCAGGCUGGAACUGAAUUCCUUCAAUCUCACAACAGCGCUAUACGACCGCAUUGGUCUCUAUUUCCACCCAUACGCAGCCCUGAUCAACCACAGCUGCGACUACAACGCAACGGUCGGGUUUGACGGCGAAGAUCUAUACAUAAAAGCAAUCAAGCCUAUCAAAAAGGGUGAUCAAAUAUUCAUCUCCUACAUCGACACCACGACCCCCUGCCACGUCCGUCGCGGCGAGCUCCUAGACCGUUACUUCUUCACCUGCCAGUGCACUAAAUGCAUCAACGCACCUGAAACAGAAACUCUCUCAACAGCUGGCGACAAGGACGACCCCACAGCCUUAGUCGAUGUAGCAGAGCGCGAGGCCCUCCAACUCCUCCAAACUGCCUCCGCCGAAUCCCCCACAGACGCAAUCAAAUCCCUAACAUCAGCAAUUCAUCUCCUCGCCUCACACCCUCAUUGGCCCCUCACCCGCCAACCAUAUCCCCAGCUCCGAGACCAGCUCAUUCUCUCCUACCUCGCAACAAACGAUUUCAGCGCCGCAUUCAUCCACGCCGCGAUCCGCUACCUGCGCGUUGAUCCGCUGCUCUACAGCCCCGCUCAUCCGAUCCGGCACCUCCACGCGUGGGUCCUGGCGAAGCUGGCCAUCUUCCUCUCCCAAAGCUUUGUGACGAGUCCGUCAGAUCCAGUGCGGCUAGAAAAUUAUGGGAUUAAUUUCCAUUUCGUGCUUUGGUAUGUGCUGGCUGAUUUGGCUAGUCGGCAGUUAGAGAGUUGUACUGUGCCUGGGUUUAGGAGGCUUGUUGGGGAGAACUUUGGGCAGGUGAAUGGGGAGUUUGUGGGACAGGGGAUUGAUUUGAGUAAGAAUGCGCAGGCUAAGGGGCUACUUGCUGAAGCUUGGAGAAAACUUGAGAAGGUUGUUGAGGCUGCUUUGGAGAGGGAAUAG
Penicillium verhagenii is the source of this 1494-nucleotide messenger RNA. Its product is annotated as S-adenosylmethionine-dependent methyltransferase. Gene Ontology annotation, molecular function: protein binding. Bases 1 to 1494 code for a protein of 497 amino acids. The transcript is spliced from 3 exons. Gene Ontology annotation, cellular component: nucleus. Lineage: Eukaryota; Fungi; Ascomycota; Eurotiomycetes; Eurotiales; Aspergillaceae. The record is from RefSeq and is a predicted model, not a curated record.